AUUUACGUUUUGUGUCGUUCGGCUGGCUGGUUGUGGACGUGUUUGUAUGCCAUUUUGCCAAGUUAUUUUUUUAAUAAGCUUUGUAAUUAUUGACGGAAGAGCCUUAUGCAUGGUAAACAAUUAAUAAUUAAACUCAAGAGAAGGUGCUGAACACCAGUCAAGAUGGCGGCCGAGAUUGAGCAGCUGGAGCACCUUUCGCUCGUCUCCAAGCUGUGCACCGAGCUGGACAACCACUUGGGCAUCAACGACAAGGACCUGGCCGAGUUUAUCAUCGCGCUGGCCGAGAAACACACCACGUUCGGCGCGUUCAAGCGCGUCCUGGAGCAGAAUGGCGCCGAGUUUCCCGACUCGUUGACGGCCAGCCUGCUGCGCAUCAUUCAGCUGAUGAAGCCACCUGCCUCCGGGACUGAGGACGGCAAGCAGGACGGCAAGCAGCAGCCGGACCCGUCCCGCACGCGCCAGGAGGAGCGCAAGGCGAUGGUGCCGGCGCUGGCCAUGAAAAACGACCCAGGCAUGCGCACCAUUCUCUUAGAUGAGAUUAAGAAGAAGGAAGAGGAAACCAAGAAGGAAGAAGAGGCGGCGGCGAAGAAGAAAGAGGCUGAUGCUCUAAUCGACGACGCAAUGGGGGCGCUGGAGAUGCUGGCGCCAUCGCGGCAGGCUGCAGUUGAAGCUUCCUCCGGUAGUCGGCGCCACAGUCGCAGCCGCAGCCCGGAGAAGCGCCGACGUCGCUCCCGUUCGCGGUCCCGAGACCGCUCACGGCGGGACCGGUCCCGUUCUCGCGACAGAGACCGCCACCGGGGAUCGCGCCGCUCCCGCUCCAGAGAUCGAAAACGAGACCGCUCGCGCUCCCGGGAGAGGCGGCGGGACCGCUCACGUUCCAGAGACCGCCGACGCGACAGGUCCCGCUCGCGAGACCGAGACCGAGACCGUCGGCGUGACCGGUCGCGCCGGGACCGGUCCGGUUCGCGUGAGCGCCGCCACAGCCGAGAGCGGCCCGAAAGAGUGGAACGUACUGACCGUCCCACAAUGGACGAGGAGCCCGUGGUUGGGAAGAUAUACAACGGCAAGGUGUCCAACAUCAUGAACUUUGGCUGUUUCGUGGCGAUCGAAGGCAUCAAACGGCGACUGGAGGGUCUUGUUCACAUCUCGCAGUUGCGUCGUGAGGGUCGCGUGGCCGACUGUAACGAGGUGGUGUCGCGCGGGCAGGCAGUGAAAGUCAAAGUCCUCUCGUUCACCGGCACCAAGACGGCGCUGUCGAUGAAGGAGGUGGACCAGCAGACCGGCGAGGACCUGAACCCGACCAUCGCAGUGCCCGUGGCCGACGACGGACUGCUGGCGCGCAACCCCGACCGGCCGACGGACGCCUCUCGCGGAGCGCCCUCGAUCGACGACGACGCCCUGAACGCAGUGCGGCGCGUGCAGCGCAUCUCGUCCCCGGAGCGCUGGGAGCUGAAGCAGAUGAUCGCUGCCAACGUGGUGGACAAAGCCGACUACCCUGAGUUUGACGAGGAGACGGGCGUCCUGCCGCGGGUGGACGAAGACGAUGCCGAGGUGGAGAUUGAACUGGUGGAAGACGAGCCGCCGUUCCUGAUGGGUCACGGUCGCGCGGCGGCCGACCUCAGCCCCGUGCGCAUCGUCAAGAACCCGGACGGGUCGCUGGCGCAGGCGGCGAUGAUGCAGGGCGCUCUCAGCAAGGAGCGCCGCGAGCAGAAGAUGCUACAGCGAGAGGCCGAGCAGGCGGCCGCCGCUCCCCAGGACAGGCCCAACUGGAACGACCCCAUGCCAGAGCAGGACGAGGCUGCGCGCGAGGCGAUGACCCGAGGGCCGGCGGGACCCAAUCUCGGACAGGAUCUGCCCGAGUGGAAGAAACACAUCACCUCAGGCGCUAAGGGAUCUUACGGCAAGAAGACCAACAUGAGCAUCCUCGAGCAGCGCCAGUCGCUGCCCAUCUACAAGCUGAAGCAGCAGCUGGUCAAGGCCAUCGCUGACAACCAGAUUCUGAUUGUGAUUGGCGAGACAGGCUCCGGAAAGACGACGCAGAUGACACAGUAUCUGGCCGAGUCUGGGUACGCGGUAAAGGGUCGAAUCGGCUGCACUCAGCCCCGUCGUGUGGCGGCCAUGUCGGUGGCCAAACGAGUGGCCGAAGAGUACGGUUGUAUGCUUGGCCAGGAAGUGGGCUACACAAUCCGUUUCGAAGACUGUACCAGCCCGGAAACGGUCAUCAAGUACAUGACAGAGGGUAUGCUUCUGAGAGAGUGUCUCAUCGAUCCGGACAUGUCCAGCUACGCCUGCAUUAUGUUGGACGAGGCUCACGAGCGGACAGUGCAGACAGAUGUCCUGUUUGGCCUCCUAAAGCAGACCAUCAAACGCCGGCCAGACAUGAAGCUGGUGGUCACCUCAGCCACGCUCGAUGCCGUCAAGUUCUCGCAGUAUUUCUUCGAGGCACCCAUCUUCACGAUUCCCGGUCGUACGUACCCGGUGGAAAUCCUGUACGCCAAGGAGCCUGAAACGGACUACCUGGAUGCGUCACUCAUCACCGUGAUGCACAUUCACCUGAACGAGCCUCCGGGCGACAUCCUGCUCUUCCUCACUGGUCAGGAGGAGAUCGACACGUCUUGUGAAAUUCUCUACGAGCGCAUGAAGUCGCUGGGCCCCGACGUGCCGGAGCUCAUCAUCCUGCCCGUGUACUCGUCGCUGCCGUCUGAGAUGCAGACUCGCAUCUUCGACCCGGCGCCGCCCGGAAGCCGCAAGGUCGUCAUCGCCACCAACAUCGCCGAGACGUCGCUCACGAUUGACGGCAUCUACUACGUGGUCGACCCCGGCUUCGUAAAGCAGAACGUGUACAACUCCAAGACGGGGAUGGACUCGCUGGUGGUGACGCCGAUCUCGCAGGCGCAGGCCAAGCAGCGCGCCGGACGAGCUGGUCGGACCGGACCCGGAAAGGCAUACCGGCUGUACACAGAGCGCGCCUACCGCGACGAGAUGCUCACCACCAACGUGCCCGAGAUUCAGCGGACCAACCUGGCCGCCACCGUGCUGCAGCUGAAGGCGAUGGGAAUCAACGACCUGAUCAGCUUCGACUUCAUGGACCCGCCCCCGAUGGAGACACUGGUGAUCGCUCUGGAGCAGUUGCAUUCACUUUCAGCGCUAGACGACGAAGGCCUGCUGACACGCUUCGGCAGGAGGAUGGCCGAGUUUCCGCUGGAGCCCAACCUCUCCAAGAUGCUCAUCAUGUCGGUGCAGUUGCAGUGCUCCGAUGAGAUCUUGACAAUCGUGUCGAUGCUCUCCGUACAGAACGUCUUCUAUCGACCCAAGGACAAGCAGCAGAUGGCCGAUCAGAAGAAAGCCAAGUUCAACCAACAGGAGGGCGACCAUCUGACCCUGCUUGCAGUCUACAACUCGUGGAAGAACAACAAGUUUAGCAACCCCUGGUGCUACGAGAACUUCGUGCAGAUCCGGACCCUGAAGCGCGCGCAGGACGUGCGGAAGCAGUUGAUGAGCAUCAUGGACAGACACAAGCUGGACGUCGUCAGCUGCGGAAAGAACGUGGCGCGUGUUCAGAAGGCUGUCUGCUCUGGGUUCUUCCGCAACGCCGCCAAGAAGGACCCGCAGGAGGGUUACCGCACGCUGGUCGACUCUCAGAACGUCUACAUCCACCCGUCGUCGGCUCUCUUCAACCGGCAACCGGAGUGGGUCAUCUACCACGAGGUGGUGCAAACGACCAAAGAGUACAUGCGCGAGGUGACCACCAUCGACCCCAAGUGGCUGGUGGAGUUCGCACCAUCCUUCUUCAAGGUGUCCGACCCGACCAAGCUGUCCAAGUUCAAGAAGAACCAGCGCCUCGAGCCGCUCUACAACAAGUAUGAGGAGGCUAACUCGUGGCGGAUAUCGCGUGUUCGUAGGAGACGGAACUAGACAUCUGCUGUAUGCGUGGCUGUGUCGUGUGGAAGUGUGGCCGUCCCAGGGGACUGCGUAUUAUGUCAACAUUUGUUAUUUGUCACAUUGUGCUUGGCGUCCAGUCACGCAAUCUCAUUGUGUCAUCAAGGUGUGUAUCUGUCACCUUUUUGAAAUGUCAUCAAAUAUAUGAUAAAUGUCA
Messenger RNA from Amphibalanus amphitrite, 4096 nucleotides. RefSeq names its product ATP-dependent RNA helicase DHX8-like (gene pea). Gene Ontology annotation, biological process: spliceosomal complex disassembly; mRNA splicing, via spliceosome. The transcript is spliced from 3 exons. The coding region runs from base 163 to 3915 and encodes 1250 amino acids. Gene Ontology annotation, cellular component: catalytic step 2 spliceosome; intracellular anatomical structure. NCBI's taxonomy places the organism in Eukaryota, Metazoa, Arthropoda, Thecostraca, Balanomorpha, Balanidae. Gene Ontology annotation, molecular function: RNA binding; ATP binding; RNA helicase activity. The record is from RefSeq and is a predicted model, not a curated record.